Molecule: messenger RNA, 2672 nt
Organism: Aspergillus heteromorphus CBS 117.55
Lineage: Eukaryota; Fungi; Ascomycota; Eurotiomycetes; Eurotiales; Aspergillaceae
Product: putative amino acid transporter
Exons: 2
Coding region: 453-2399 (648 amino acids)
Biological process (GO): amino acid transmembrane transport
Molecular function (GO): amino acid transmembrane transporter activity
Source: RefSeq, a predicted model, not a curated record
GAACCCCCCCCCCCAACUCUCCGCUCUUAUCAACCCUUCCAGCCAGCCAUCCAUCCCAGAACGCCAGAACGCUGGCUCUCACCUCCGGAAAGUCAAAUACUUAGGACGAAUUGCUUUCGGAAUCAACAAGGUUUUCAACGCCGAGAAAAAGCCCAUUCCUGUCCUUUGUCAGGAUGUCGUCCCCCCGGGUGUACGACAAUGGUGAGGGAUCCUCGUUCCAGCGUCACCGUUCAUCCUCGCCGAUUUCCACGUCCCCAAUGCGCUCCGGGUCUCCUGCUGCAGAUAUGAGGCACGCUUCUAUCGCGCGUCUAGCAUCGCCAAUUCCCUCUCCCUCGAAUUCUUAUUCGUCUAGGCAAUUACCGCUGCCCGUUCAGGUCCAGGUGACAGCAGACACCGACAGAGACCUCCGGAGAGUCGACAAUCCAUCCUCCUUGCCGGGUCCAGGACAAUCCAUGAUUGCGUCUGCUCUCCAGGAUAACCUGGGCCGGUCGCCGCCUCCCCGGGUAGGAACCCCUCCGAGACGAACCGCGUCCCCUGCGCUCUUCAACCAGUCUGUGAGGUCGAAUUACGGCUCCUUCGAUAACAACCCUGGAAGAGAGGGUUCCGAAUAUUCGGCCGGCCCGUUCGAGGACCCCGAAGUUGUGAAAAGGCACCUGGUACAACCUCAAAUUGGCAUCGAGAAUCGCGAUAUCCAUUCUUCAGGGGGCGCUACCAGCAAUACCGAGGACGAGUUCUCCAGCUUGCAACUCCAGGGUGGUGAUAUAACCCGACAAGUCUACAGAUGGGCGGAGGACGCAGAAUCGGGAAACUCAUUGCGCAAACCGCACCGCAGCAGGAGCUUCAGCUAUGCUCGUCCUGCGCCUGAAGAUGACACGAUGAAUAUAAACAGCAUCCGCGUGCCAGGAGGGUUUCGGAGGGACUACCUGCGAAGGGCUGUCGAUGUGGAUGGCUCGGGAUCGCAGGUGCCUGUUGCUCAGCAGUUUCCGACCACCAGCUUUCUCGAAUUUCUUACACUUUACGGUCACUUCGCUGGUGAAGAGCUUGAGGAGGAUGACGAGGUCCUGGGCCCUGAUGAGUACUUUUCUUCUGAUACCUAUGAUGAGGUUGAGGGUAGAGAACCAGGUGAGGACUCAGCCCUACUGCGUCCGGACGCUGCUGGCAGAAGAAAGCGCAAGCCACGCGGUGGAACCGGAAAUACCACGAGAACUGGAGCGGCUCUACUGUUACUCAAGUCUUUCGUUGGCACUGGGGUCUUGUUUCUGCCAAGGGCUUUCCUGAACGGCGGAAUGCUGUUCAGCAGUAUGGUCCUGCUCGGCGUGUCACUUCUCAGUUACUACUGUUUUAUCCUUUUGGUUAACACCCGGUUGAAGGUUGACGGCUCUUUUGGUGACAUUGGUGGUGCACUGUAUGGAAAGCAUAUGAGACGCAUUAUCCUUGGAUCUAUCGUGCUCAGUCAACUUGGCUUCGUGUCGGCAUACAUUGUUUUCACAGCCGAGAAUCUGCAAGCGUUUGUCUUGGCUGUCAGCGAUUGCAAGUCCUUCAUUGACAUCAAGUUCAUGGUGUUGAUGCAGCUGAUCAUCUUCCUUCCUCUCUCGUUGGUUCGCGAUAUUAGCAAACUCGGUUUCACUGCCCUCAUCGCGGACGUGUUCAUUCUUCUGGGGUUGAUCUAUCUCUUCUACUACGACUUCCUGACCAUCUCGACCCAAGGUGGUAUCUCCGACAUUAUAUCCUUCAACCCCUCCACAUGGACACUUUUCAUCGGAACGGCGAUUUUCACAUACGAGGGCAUCGGUCUUAUCAUCCCGAUUCAAGAAUCAAUGAAGCGCCCCCAACAGUUCCCCGGCGUUCUGGCAGGCGUGAUGGUCAUUAUCACGAUCAUCUUCCUCGGUGCUGGCGCUUUCAGCUAUGCAGCAUAUGGAUCCGCAACCAAGACGGUGGUCAUCCUCAAUAUGCCUCAAGAUGACAAGUUCGUAAACGCGGUCCAAUUCCUCUACUCAUUGGCAAUUCUUCUGAGCACACCGCUGCAACUCUUCCCCGCCAUUCGUAUUAUGGAGAACGAGCUCUUCACUCGCAGCGGAAAGUACAACCCCACGAUCAAGUGGAAGAAGAACUGCUUCCGUUUCUUCCUUGUCAUGAUCUGCUCGUUUAUCGCCUGGGGUGGCGCAGAAGAUCUCGACAAAUUCGUCUCGCUUGUUGGAAGCUUUGCCUGCGUCCCAUUGAUCUACGUGUACCCGCCUCUGCUGCACCUCAAAGCCUGCGCUCAGUCCCGCCGCCAGCAAAUCGCCGAUAUCGCACUCUCCAUCUUCGGAGUUCUUAGCUGUCUGUAUACAACCACCCUUACACUCAACAACUGGGUCAAUGGAGGAGACGUCAAGGCUCCCGGAUACUGUGACUCCUAAUUACCAAACUCUCAAACGCCAUAUAAAUUGUUACCCUCCUCCUUUGGAAUCGGCGCCUGGAUAUGAAUGACGGAUUCUACGAUGCGACACCAUCGUUGUUACGAUGACCUACCUACCCUGUACGUUGCUUGUUUGGUUACAUGCUACCCAGUAACCUUUGUUUGACUACUGAGCUGGCUUUUUGAACUGUAUUGGGUUCUUGGUUAGUAUAGUAGAUUUGGUAUAGACUAGAGAUGAGAUGAGAUUGCCACAAUAUAUAUAUCUCCUGUUACG